CUCUCUCUGUCUCUCAUCGGCAGGACACAUGGCAGAACUUAUCGGAGAAGUUAUGACGGAGGCGGCGCUUCAGCUUUUUAUGGUUUCUAGGAAAGCCUACGGGUGCAAAGGAGUGGCCUCAAACCUCGCCGACAUGAUCGUGGACAUCCAACCAACAAUCAGUGAGAUCCGCAAUAGCGGCGUGACACUGCCUCCCCAUCGCGAGGCUCAGCUGAGUAAAUUCUCUGAAACACUAGAAAAGUGCUUGAAGCUCACCAAUGAUGCUCUCAAAACCAGCCGUUGGAACAUUUCCAGACAGCUAUACCAAGCCAAGAAAAUGGAAGCUCUCGAGAAGAGAAUCUCUUCUUUUCUCAGGUGCCAGGUUUUAGCUCACAUUCUCGCUGACGUUCAUCUUAUCCGGGCCGAUUCCGAUGUCCGUUUCAGUCGGGUUGACCGUAGCUUGGACAGCAUGAAUAGACAGAUGACCCACGUACUCUCUCACGUUCACCAUCUCCAAGCCACUUGUGAAAUGCGCUUCGAUUGCACUGACAGAAGUGUUGAUAGAGUGAAUGAGCAGAUGUGCACUUUUGAAGUGCGUUUCGAUCGAACUGACAGGAAUUUUGAUACGCUGAGUGAUCAGCUGGGUUCUAUGAGUAUGAGAAGAGGAGUGUCUGUAUUGGGUGAUGUUGGAGAUUUUUGCCGGGUAGGUUUGGAUUGGGGCAAGAGGACGGUGAAGGGGAUGCUGUUUAAGCUGGAGGAUGAAGGGAGGCUUAUUGGGAUCUCAGGGAUGAGCGGUUCCGGGAAAACCACUCUUGCCAGAGAGAUCAUGCUGGACGAGGAGGUUCAAGGCCACUUUGAGAACCAGAUUUUGUUUCUCACUGUUUCACAGUCUCCUAAUCUUGAGGAGCUGAGGGGCCUUAUUUUGGGAUUUUUUUCUGCUUAUGAUGAUGAUUCCUCCCGUGGUCAAACACGGAAGCUACUGAUCCUUGAUGAUGUUUGCACAAGGAGAUCCUUGGACCAGCUCUUCUUUAAAAGGCCUGGAACCACAACUCUUGUAGUCUCUCGUUCUAAACUCGCAGAUCCUAAAGCCACUUACCAUGUGGAGUUACUAAAUGAAGAUGAAGCAACGUCUCUCUUUUGCCUCUCUGCUUUCGAUCAGACAUCAAUCCCUUCCGGAUUCAACAUCAAAUUGGUCAAGCAGAUUGUUGAGGAGUGUAAAGGUCUGCCUUUGUCACUGAAAGUCAUUGGUGGUUCCUUAAAAGACCAGCCUGAAAUAUAUUGGCAAGGUGCAGUGAAGAGGUUAUCAAAAGGUGAACCUGUAGAUGAAACCCAUGAGAGUAGAGUGUUUGCUCAAAUGGAAGCAACCCUAGAGACUCUAGACCCUAAAACUAGAGAGUGUUUCUUGGAUCUUGGUGCUUUCCCUGAAGACAAGAAGAUCCCUCUUGAUGUUAUCAUCAACAUGUGGGUUGAACUGCAUGAUCUCGAGGAGGAAACUGCCUUUGCUGUUCUUGUUGAUUUAUCACACAAGAAUCUCCUCACUCUCGUCAAAGAUCCAAGGCUUGGCGCUUUGUACACUGGACACUAUGAUAUAUUUGUGAUGCAGCACGAUGGUCUAAGAGACCUAGCCAUCCAUAUUAGCAACCGUGGGAGUGUCAGCAGAAGAGUGCGGUUAUUGAUGCCGAGAAGAGAGUUGGGGCUUCCUAGAGAAUGGGAGAGGAACAGUGAUGAACCAUUUAAUGCCCGGAUAGUUUCCAUUCACACAGGGGAAAUGACUGAAACAGAUUGGUUUGACAUGGAACUCCCAAAGGCAGAGGUUUUGAUAUUAAAUUUUACCUCAGACAACUACGCAAUGCCACCCUUCAUCUCUAAGAUGAGAAGUCUCAGGGCCCUCGUGAUUAUCAACAACGGUAUGUCUUUUGCGCAACUAAAAGACUUCCCCAGUUUUACCAAUUUGGCCAAACUGAGGAGUCUAUGGCUCGAGAUGGUUCACGUCCCUGAACUCUCAAACAAUAUGGUUCCUCUGAAAAGCCUCUACAAGCUGUCUCUCAUCUUCUGCAAGGUCAACGAUAGUUUUGAUCAGAGAGGAUUGGACAUGGUCGAAGUCUUCCCAAACCUGUCUGAUCUCACAAUAGAUCACUGUGAUGAUCUUGUGGAACUACCUUCAACCAUAUGUGGGAUCAACUCUGUCAAAUCAAUCAGCAUAACAAACUGUCCCGGCUUCGUUGAACUGCCAAAGAAUCUGAGUAAGCUCAAGUCCCUUGAACUUCUAAGACUAUACGCUUGCUCUGAGCUGGAAUCUCUGCCUGAAGAAAUCUGUGAGCUUCAGAGUCUAAAGUAUCUUGACAUCUCUCAGUGUAUGAGCUUGAGUUCUCUUCCUGAAGAGUUGGGAAAGUUAAGUAAGCUUGAGAAAAUCGACAUGAGAGAAUGCAGCUUAUGUAGCAUACCGAGCUCUGGGGUUUCAUUGACUUCUCUACGUCAUGUAAUAUGCGAUGAGGAGAGUUUGUGCAUGUGGGAAGAGGUGAAGAAGGUGGUUCCAGGGCUUCUUGUUGAAGCUGCUGACACUUGCCUCAGCAUGGAUUGA
Molecule: messenger RNA, 2560 nt
Organism: Eruca vesicaria subsp. sativa (arugula)
Lineage: Eukaryota; Viridiplantae; Streptophyta; Magnoliopsida; Brassicales; Brassicaceae
Source: the annotation of a GenBank genome assembly